Molecule: messenger RNA, 875 nt
Organism: Ananas comosus (pineapple)
Lineage: Eukaryota; Viridiplantae; Streptophyta; Magnoliopsida; Poales; Bromeliaceae
Product: protein DOG1-like 3
Exons: 1
Coding region: 148-831 (227 amino acids)
Biological process (GO): DNA-templated transcription
Molecular function (GO): sequence-specific DNA binding
Source: RefSeq, a predicted model, not a curated record
GGGAAGCAACAAAAAAGUUGAGGGACCAAUUUCAAACGACGUAUAGUUGAGUGGGUCUCGGUACAUUUUUACUCCUCCAUAUGUAUAUAAACCCUAUCCACUGAACUAUGGCGAUGCGCGUGCUCGUCGAUUACCCGUCGCAGUGCGAUGGACUCAGACCCGGACGCGGGGCGGUACUUCGCGGCGUGGUUCGGGGAACUGCGUUCCCUGCGCCGCGAUCUCCGCUCGGCCCGGUUCGAUCCGGACCGGGCCCGGCUCGCUCCGCUGGUCGACCGGGCGCUGGCCCACUACGACGCCUACUACCGGGCCCGGUCCGAGCUCGCCCGGUCCGACCCGGUCGGGGCCUUCACCACCCCCUGGGCCACCCCGGUCGAGCGCGGGGUCGCGUUCUGGGUCGCCGGGUUCCGCCCCACCACGUUCGUCCAGCUCCUCUACACCGAGUCGGGCCGCCGGUUCGAGGCCCGGCUCGAGGACUUCCUCCUCGGGGCCGGGGCCCGGUCCGGGGACCUGGGCGACCUGAGCCCGGUUCGAGUGGACCGGAUCGACGAGUUGCACCGGAGAACGGUUCGGGAGGAGGACGAGAUCGGGGAGGAGAUGGACCGGAUUCAGGAGGGGGAGGGGUUGGACGUGGAGGGCUCAGUGGACCGGAUCGAGAGGGUGAUGGGCCGCGCCGACGCGCUGAGGAUGAGGACGCUGGGCGGAUUGGUCGGUCUACUGAACCCGGUUCAGGCGGCGGAGCUGCUCGUCGCCCUUGCCGAUUUGGAGAUCGGUCUACGGGAGUACGGGCUCGAGCACGAGCACGAGCACGAGCGAGUCCCGGACGAGUGCUGAACCCUUGUCUACGCCCUGCGAGGGUUUUUUUUUUUUUUUUUUGU